Messenger RNA from Eleginops maclovinus (Patagonian blennie), 2852 nucleotides. RefSeq lists its product as uncharacterized. The transcript is spliced from 6 exons. Bases 315 to 1229 code for a protein of 304 amino acids. NCBI's taxonomy places the organism in Eukaryota, Metazoa, Chordata, Actinopteri, Perciformes, Eleginopidae. The record is from RefSeq and is a predicted model, not a curated record.
GUGGGUGGGUGAGUAGAGACGCUCACAAACACUCUCCGAUGAUACUCUAAAUAUUCCUUCUGUGAGACUUUAACAUUUUGACCUAGAGCUUAUGUUGUUAAUGAGUCUUUAUUAUCCACACUGAACCAUAACUGUUGUUUGAGCUGUUCAGAUAUCUGCAUGAUAUUCAGAGAGAUGAAGUGCUGCGGAAGUCACAAAAAGGAAGCGACACUUGACUUAAAACAGGAAGUACAUCUUUCUCUCUUCUACACAAUCAUUCGUUCAGAAGGGUCAGUUGAGGGUGUGAGAGCGAGAGGCAGAGACGGAGACACACGAUGGUUGAAUUCAGACGGAUUAAAGCCACUUUGUUUGUGAUACUGCUGCUUCAGGGUACAGCAGUCGCUGGAAAAAAUACCCUCUCAUUUACUGUCAGAGCUGGACAUGAUGUCACUUUGCCUUGUGGAAAUGUGAUAAACCCUCAGCAUAAAUGUAAGAGUACUACCUGGAUCUACAGUCGUGAUGGUGGAACAACAAAUGAGCUGAUUGCUCAAGGGCAGAUUAAAAGGGACAUUUACAAAGCUAAAUCAGACAGACUCCAUUUGACAGAAGAAUGUUCCCUGGUUAUUAAAAAUGUCACACCUGUGGAUGCUGGUCUUUACACCUGCAGACAGUUUCCAGAACCAGGAGGACUACAACAAGGUCCAGACUGUAAUGUUCUCCUGUCUGUUAUUUUCAUGACUCAGGAUAAAGACAAUGAUGACGUCACCUUGUUCUGUGCUGUGAGGACAUACGAGUGUCAACACACAGUGCAGUGGCUGUACCAGGGGAAUCAGGAUGAUGUGGAGAUAAGAGCAGAUGCCUGUUCAUCCAGGGUGAUACUUGCUUCUCAUCUUAAUCAAAAGUUGCUGAAGUGUAACGUGACAGUUACUGAGACUGGAGAAACUCUGCUCUUAGAUGCGUGCCCCCAGUCCUCGUGUGAGAAAACAGGAAGCAAACCAAAAGGGACAAGUAUUCCCCCGCCAGACUCUCCAAAAAAUAUUUUAGAUGUUUUUCCAGGUUGGUUGAGGCUCAUCAUCGUGCCUGUCAGUUUAGCAUCGCUCAUAAUAAUUGUGGUUGCGGUCACGAUACGGACGAGACCUAAAGCGAACAGAGCACAGACGGAUGAUGCUGCUGUGCAUAAUGAUGAAGAUGAAGGUACAGUGACCUAUGAAAACGUUGGAGAACCUUCUGCCUCCAUUAGACUCCACUGAUCCACAGGUUCAGCAUGAACUCAUAAAGAAAAGUAAGGAAGCUCGUCACAUAAUAUUAGGAAGUGUCUCAGUAGUUGUUGAAAGUAUGUCUGAAUUGGAUCAUUUUAAAAACUAAAACUUAAGUUUUGUUCUAGUUUUUAAAACUCUUUAUUCACACACUCACAGGAACGAACGCACACACAGUCAUCAUGAUUUGAAGCAUUGCUCUUGGCAUGUUCAUUAUUUUUGUCUGGGUUUAAAUUACCUUUAGGUCUCUUUAACAAAACGUGAUAAAUAAAUGCCUAAAACUUGUGACAUAAUCAGGAGUAGUUCCUUAGUUGUGGAAAACGUCCGUCUUAAAGCAGCUAACAUUUAAAACAUUUAGUCUAAUGAGAUAUUAGUGAUUUCUGUUUCCAGUUUAAGCUUUAUCCAAGUUUUAUGAUACCCUUCAUGCACACACACACACACACACACUCACACACACUCAGAAUGUAACACGUUGCUGUGAACAUGUUCAGUGGUGGUGUGAUUUGUGUUCGUUUGGGUUUAAAUGAGCUUUCAGCCUCAAUAGAGUCUCUUUAUUCUAACUGAGUGUUGUGCUCAUUUGCAUGUUGUUGUUGUUGUUUGUGAGCACUGGAUGGCGCUAUUGGGCAAAGGGUAUUAAGGUGACCUCACCGGCACAGGAGCGGGUAUCUAAACCUCACAGUAUCAACUCCUGGUGAUAAUGAGUGGCAACAGGCACCACACUGAGUAUUGUAGGAUCUAAAACAACUAAAUGCAAAACCUUGUAUCAUCAUCCUGAAUAUUUUCCUGGUUGUUAGAUUAAAGUCUUCAUAGUCUUCUACUUAGACAUGUUAACAAUGCAUUGCUUUUGAUGGAUAAUAUCUUAACACAAAACAAUAAUUGCUGUUCAUUUAUUACAUUGCUGUAAACGUGUUUGCUGUUGGUUCAAUAUGUUUGUGUACAUUUUAUCGUUAGGGUUUGAAUGAGCUUUCAGCCUCAACAGAGUCUCUGUGUUCUAACUGAGAUUUAUAUAAUCUGUAAAUUAAAGUGCCUAAUACACACUCAUGCAAUGUGGAAGGUUCGUCUGUGGUGCAGCAUCCAGACUCCUCCAUAAACUCCAGUACAUCCAGACUUCUGCCGCCUGUCUCCUCACCCACACCCGCUCCCAUGACCACAUCACCCCUGUCCUGCAGAACCUCCACUGGCGCCCCGUCCCAAAACGCAUCCACUUCAAGAUCCUCCUCCUCACCCACAAAGCCCUCCAUCACCAGGCCCCCUCCUACCUCACAGAACUGCUCCAGCACCACACUGCUUCCCGCAGCCUCCGCUCCUCAGACGCCAACCUCCUCUCACUCCCUCCCAGGACCUAGCUCCGGACCUGGGGGGGACAGAGCCUUUUUCUGUCGCCAACCCCUCCCUCUGGAACCCACUCCCCAAAAACAUCUGUGACUGCCCCCACCUCACCCUGUUUAAAUCUCAAAUCAAAACUCACCUUUUCAAAACUGCUUUUAAUCUGUAAAUUAAUGGCGUGUUUUAAAUAUAUUAAGUGUGUUGUUUGAAUUAUGAUUUAUGAAUUGUUGCUCUGUAAAGUGUCUUUGAGUUUUUAGAAAAGUGCUCUGUAAAUAAAAUGGAUUAUUAUUA